AUGAGUUACGGAACAAGUCUGCUGGCAUCUUAUCCUCUCUCGUACGAUCUAUCGACGUUAGCAAGCGAUGAUCUUGUUCAACGGUCGUCAUUCGGAACUUUCUAUGAACCAUCGGCUUCCUACUCAACGAGCGGGCGUUUGCUCAGCGAUGAAUUAGCAUACGGUAAUCAAGGAGGUCUUGGUUCCACAAGCUAUCACUCAUCAAUUUAUUCUCAUUUACCAUCUACAAAUUAUCGAACAUCGUCAAUAACAGAUUGGCGUCGAGAUAUUCUACCACAAAAUUCGUAUACUGCAUUGAAUCAUAUAAGAGAAUAUACUGAAAGUCUUGAAACAUCAUCGAAUACAAAUAGAACAUCGAGUGUCACGCGUUCGAUCAAUGAUAAUAAUAUAAAUGGGCCUUUAAGUAUCUAUCCUAAUUAUCAACAAAAUUAUCAUCUACCAUACAACGAUUCGAAUAGAAGUCCGCGCAUAAAUACAAUUUGGAGUCCAUUACGAACAAAAAUUCACACCCAUGAUGAAAAUCUAACAUCUACUCAUCGAAUAAUUUCUGAAUAUUCAACAGCCAAUGCACGAAAAACGCCGCCGAUUGAAGUAGCAAAAACAGAGAGAACAUCAGCUCCGUCGGCACCGACACCUUUCGCAUUAACAAGGCAAGAAAGUCAUCAUCAUACCUAUCCGCCAUCGACUGAUACGGAAAAACAUCAUUCGUUUGCCAAUGCUGAAACAUCAUCAAAUGAAAAGAAAGACGAAACACUCACCGACGAAAAAAAUGACGAGCAAGCCUGGACAACAAAAAUUGAUAAACUCCAUACAAUCAAAGCUCAGCGAGAAAAAGACAAAGCAAAAUCAACACGUGCACUACCAGUUCUUCCGAAAAAGAACGAUAAUAAACCAAUUAUAAAUAAAUCAACAGUAGUCGCACAAGAUAAUUCAGCUCGUGAAGCAUCGUUUCAAAUGAGAAGCGGCGCCUAUUUCGAUUCGCUUUUUGAUGGAAAUUUUUUUCGAAAAUCUUCAACCAAUCAACAACAGUUAAGUCCAUCCCAUCAACGCACACUGGCACUGCGAAAUAAACCACAUUCAAAUUCAUUCAAUAAACCAAGAACAACAAUCUUUCCUAAAUAUGUGCCACCGAGUCGAGCUCCUCAAUACGAACCACCAACGGUUAGUAGCACUGCUACGACUAUAACAUCAUCAAUAACAAAGAAACAACAAGGAUCAAAACAGAAUCAUCAUGAUUCAGUGACGCCACGUGAAAACAUUCACAAAGAUACAGAUGAACGAUAUCGGGAAGCUUUAACUAAAUUCCGUACGGAUCGUGCUGAACAACAACAAAAAGACACAAAUGAAUCAACCGCAAAACGUUUAACAUAUGGUGACUAUGUACGACGUUUAACGAAAGAUGAUUUACUUCAGACUGCUAUUAAACCAUCACCGUGGUCCGAUUUUAUCGAUCUUAAAAAAGGACAUCUUCUCUCGUUGACAAGAGAAGAAAAGAAAGAACUUUACAAUCAAUCAAAAUCAUAUGGCGAACGAGUUCGUUUUCGAAAUUUUACCAUGCAUUAUGGCCCUAAAAUGGUUCCAGCACAAUAUCGUGCACAUUUUUGGCCAACACAAAAUCGAGAAUCUCCAUCGAGUGAUGAAUCGAAUGACGACGAUGAUAACAAUGAUUCGAAAUCAUUGAAACGAUCUGACUCAAGUUCAACAGUAAAGACAACAGCGAGAACGUUUACAAAGCCGGCAGUCAAUAAUGAAACUACGACUGAUAAUCAAAGCAGUCCUACGCAAAAUCAUACUGACCAAUCGAGUACAAUUCAAGAAUCAGAUGAUGAAGAUGAUGCAGACGUGGAAACAUCAGAUUUUGACUCAAGUCGUAAACAAAAACGAAAUAAUCGUUUUAAAAAAACCGCACCAACAACAAGUGGAACUGAAGAAACUGAAAAUGAAGAUACAAGCGAAGAACAACGUUUUCGAACGAAAAAUCGCGAUACCGACGAUGAGCUACUUACGGUAAUGGAAGAAAAAACACUCGAAUCGUUCGAAGGUUCACGAUAUAAAAAACGAUAG
Messenger RNA from Rotaria socialis, 2064 nucleotides. The record is from the annotation of a GenBank genome assembly. Lineage: Eukaryota; Metazoa; Rotifera; Eurotatoria; Philodinida; Philodinidae.